Molecule: messenger RNA, 240 nt
Organism: Acytostelium subglobosum LB1
Lineage: Eukaryota; Evosea; Eumycetozoa; Acytosteliales; Acytosteliaceae
Exons: 2
Coding region: 1-240 (79 amino acids)
Source: RefSeq, a predicted model, not a curated record
AUGAUUAUAAAGGAAUCAUGUAUUGAGUACUUUUCAGAGUUGGAGCAAUGCAAGACCACAAGAUCAUUCUCAUUCGUCAAUUGUAUAGACUAUCACAGACAGUAUCAUUAUUGUGUAAAACAGAACUCUGAGAAAUGGGAUAGAUAUCUAAAGUAUCAUCUGUGGAGUAAUAAGGAGUCAUACUAUAAGUAUUGGGAGGAGAUUGAGAAGAAACAGCAGCAGCAGCAACAACAAAAGUAG